GGGAGCGGCCGGGAUUUACCGUGGUGGCGGUGGGCGCUGAGCGGCGGGGGAGCCGGGCGUCCCCGGGGCCGCCGCCUCUCGGGCUGAGCCCCCCCGUCCGGACCAUGGCCGACGACGACGUGCUGUUCGAGGACGUGUACGAGCUCUGCGAGGUGAUCGGCAAGGGUCCGUUCAGCGUCGUGCGGCGAUGCAUCAACCGGGAGACGGGGCAGCAGUUCGCUGUGAAGAUCGUCGAUGUAGCAAAAUUCACUUCAAGUCCUGGAUUAAGCACAGAAGAUCUGAAGAGAGAAGCCAGUAUUUGUCACAUGCUGAAGCAUCCUCACAUUGUUGAACUGUUGGAGACAUACAGCUCAGAUGGAAUGCUUUAUAUGGUCUUUGAGUUUAUGGAUGGAGCAGACCUGUGUUUUGAAAUUGUGAAGAGAGCAGAUGCUGGAUUUGUCUACAGUGAGGCUGUAGCCAGUCAUUACAUGAGACAGAUACUGGAAGCUCUACGUUACUGUCAUGAUAAUAAUAUAAUUCACAGAGAUGUGAAGCCACACUGUGUACUGCUUGCCUCAAAAGAGAAUUCAGCCCCAGUAAAGCUUGGUGGCUUUGGGGUAGCAAUUCAGUUAGGAGAGUCUGGGCUAGUUGCUGGAGGACGUGUAGGAACACCUCACUUUAUGGCUCCAGAAGUGGUAAAAAGAGAACCAUAUGGGAAGCCUGUAGAUGUUUGGGGUUGUGGUGUGAUCCUGUUUAUCCUGCUAAGUGGUUGUUUGCCUUUUUAUGGAACCAAGGAAAGAUUAUUUGAAGGCAUUAUUAAAGGCAAAUACAAGAUGAAUCCUAGGCAAUGGAGCCAUAUUUCUGAAAGUGCCAAAGAUCUGGUGCGCCGCAUGCUUAUGCUGGAUCCAGCAGAGAGGAUAACAGUGUAUGAAGCACUGAAUCACCCCUGGUUAAAGGAGAGAGAUCGCUAUGCAUACAAGAUUCAUCUUCCAGAAACAGUAGAACAGUUGAGAAAAUUCAAUGCAAGACGAAAACUAAAGGGGGCAGUACUAGCAGCUGUGUCAAGCCACAAAUUCAACUCCUUCUAUGGUGACCCCCCUGAAGAGCUGCCAGACUUCUCUGAAGACCCCACCUCCUCAGGACUUCUAGCAGCAGAAAGAGCAGUCUCACAGGUGCUGGAUAGCCUGGAAGAAAUUCAUGCACUUACAGACUGCAGUGAAAAAGACUUAGAUUUUCUUCACAGUGUUUUCCAGGAUCAGCAUCUUCACACGUUACUAGAUCUUUAUGACAAAAUAAACACAAAAUCUUCACCACAAAUCAGGAAUCCUCCAAGUGAUGCUGUACAGAGAGCCAAAGAGGUAUUGGAAGAAAUUUCAUGUUACCCAGAGAACAAUGAUGCAAAGGAGCUAAAGCGUAUUUUAACACAACCUCAUUUCAUGGCCUUACUUCAAACUCAUGAUGUAGUGGCACAUGAAGUUUACAGUGACGAAGCGCUGAGGGUCACCCCUCCUCCCACCUCUCCCUACCUGAACGGGGAUUCCCCGGAGAGCGCCAACGGCGACAUGGACAUGGAGAACGUAACGCGGGUCCGGCUGGUGCAGUUCCAGAAGAACACAGAUGAGCCCAUGGGAAUCACUUUAAAAAUGAAUGAGCUGAACCACUGCAUUGUGGCAAGAAUUAUGCACGGAGGAAUGAUUCACCGGCAAGGUACGCUACAUGUAGGGGAUGAAAUCAGAGAAAUAAACGGAAUCAGUGUGGCAAAUCAAACUGUAGAACAGCUACAAAAAAUGCUUAGGGAAAUGCGUGGAAGUAUUACCUUCAAGAUUGUGCCAAGUUAUCGCACGCAAUCUUCAUCCUGUGAGAGAGAUUCCCCCUCUACAUCCAGACAGUCCCCCGCUAAUGGUCAUAGCAGCACUAACAAUUCUGUUUCGGACUUGCCAUCGACAACACAACCAAAAGGACGACAGAUCUAUGUAAGAGCACAAUUUGAAUAUGAUCCAGCAAAGGAUGACCUCAUUCCUUGCAAAGAAGCUGGCAUCAGAUUCCGAGUUGGUGAUAUUAUCCAAAUCAUUAGCAAAGAUGAUCAUAACUGGUGGCAGGGUAAACUUGAGAACUCAAAAAAUGGUACUGCAGGUCUUAUUCCUUCUCCUGAACUUCAGGAAUGGCGAGUUGCUUGUAUUGCCAUGGAGAAGACCAAACAGGAGCAACAGGCCAGCUGUACUUGGUUUGGAAAGAAAAAAAAGCAGUACAAAGACAAAUACUUGGCAAAGCACAAUGCAGUGUUUGAUCAAUUAGAUCUCGUCACAUAUGAAGAAGUAGUAAAGCUGCCAGCAUUCAAAAGGAAAACACUAGUCCUACUAGGUGCCCAUGGUGUCGGAAGAAGACACAUAAAAAACACACUCAUCACAAAACACCCGGACAGAUUUGCUUACCCCAUUCCUCACACAACCAGACCUCCAAAGAAAGAUGAAGAAAAUGGCAAAAAUUACUACUUUGUAUCACAUGACCAAAUGAUGCAGGAUAUAUCAAACAAUGAAUAUUUGGAAUAUGGCAGCCAUGAGGAUGCAAUGUAUGGGACAAAACUGGAAACAAUACGAAAGAUCCAUGAGCAGGGACUAAUUGCAAUACUUGAUGUAGAACCUCAGGCAUUGAAGGUCCUGAGAACUGCAGAGUUUGCUCCUUUUGUUGUUUUUAUUGCUGCACCUACGAUUACCCCAGGCAUUAAUGAGGAUGAAUCCCUUCAGCGCCUGCAGAAGGAGUCGGAAAUCUUACAGAGAACAUAUGCACACUACUUUGACCUAACAAUUAUCAACAAUGAGAUUGAUGAAACCAUCAGGCACCUGGAGGAAGCCAUCGAGCUCGUGUGUACAGCCUCCCAGUGGGUCCCGGUCUCCUGGGUCUACUAGACCGGGAAUGGGAGAAUUAAGGAGAAAAAAAAAAAAAAUCUGUCAUUACUGGGAACCACCUCAUACAUGGAAAACCUCUUCGUUAUUGACCUUGUGUCAACAGGUCUUGGCCCCUAGAGACUACCUAGAUGUAGUGUGACCUAAAAUAUAAUUAUUGUCAUGUCCGAAUAGAUAGGAGGAGGGGGAACAAAAGAUGAAACACUAAUUUAAAGAGACAGUAUCUUUUUUUUAAUCAUUUCUCCUAAACUUUAAUAAAAUGUAUCUUUAAAUAUAUGUACUAUUCAGUCUUUUGGAAUGUUAUAUUUUUGGAAAUCAUAGCUUUUUAUUUCGAGGGCCCCUAAAAACUGCACAAAAUAGAUGCUGCUUUCUAUAAUCUAUUUUAAUAGUAAUAAUAAUAUGAUUCUGUUACCUUAACUUGGGGGUGGAACACUACAUUCUUUUUAGAGUCUGAUUUUAUGGAUUGGAAUACUUUGCUUUCCUUUAUUUAUUUGAAGUAAUUAGUCUAGUGGUUACAAAACAAAUUCAUAAAUUUUAAAGGCCUUUUUUUUUUUCACGCUUUUUUUUUUCCUCCUAGGAUAGUAUUUUUAAGUAUUUUUGUGUAACAUCCAGAUAAUGUGAUACUGUCUCUUUGAAGAACUCUGUAAAAGUUUUAAAAAUUUGAAAUUGGGUCUUGACUCUUAAUGCAUGUGGACAGUCGCAAGCGUUCAUGCCGUUGGUGUAUCUGUGUUGAUAAAACCUGUAAUCUACAGCAAAGUACAUUCCGUUCAUGGGAACACGUACCCAAGGGAAUAAAGCAAAAUAUUAUUCUGACUAAGUUGUAAACCUAUGCACAUCCCUUGCAUUUUGGGCAACUUUCUAAAAAAAAGAAAAAAAAAGAAAAACUGAUUUUUAUUAAUAAUAAUCAUGUAGUGAAAUGUGUUUGUAAUUUUGUCUCAAUUUAAUUUGUUGUAAGGUGGGAGGGGGCAAUUACUGGUUUCACCAUUUCAGAUCUGUGUUGUCUGAGAGUAUUAACGUUUUAAUUAAGUUGAAGCAAAGAAAUGCUGAUUUUUAAUAUGUAUGUAAUUGUUUAAAGAUGCACACAUUUUAAAAGAAAAUACUGUGCAAUGAAGAAACCAGUUUAGACAUUGCGAUAAACUGACUAUUCCAAAAGACUCAUCUACAACAGCCCUGUAAAUUACUUUAAAAAUGGUAAUUGACUCUACAGUCUGACCAAUUUUUUUUUAUUUUAAAUAUACUUCCUUUUAUGUGUUCAACAA
This is a messenger RNA of Lonchura striata (white-rumped munia), 4141 nucleotides long. It is a transcript of the gene CASK, whose product is annotated as calcium/calmodulin dependent serine protein kinase. NCBI's taxonomy places the organism in Eukaryota, Metazoa, Chordata, Aves, Passeriformes, Estrildidae. Gene Ontology annotation, molecular function: protein kinase activity; protein binding; ATP binding. Gene Ontology annotation, biological process: protein phosphorylation. The record is from RefSeq and is a predicted model, not a curated record.